Corylus avellana is the source of this 1428-nucleotide messenger RNA. RefSeq names its product choline monooxygenase, putative (CMO-like). The record is from RefSeq and is a predicted model, not a curated record. Gene Ontology annotation, molecular function: 2 iron, 2 sulfur cluster binding; iron ion binding. NCBI's taxonomy places the organism in Eukaryota, Viridiplantae, Streptophyta, Magnoliopsida, Fagales, Betulaceae.
AGGAAGUCAUUAAUGGAUAGAAGAUGCAAUAAAUCAGUAUUUGCCAGCGACGACGACAACGAUGCUGAUGACGAUGAUGCUCAGGCCCAUCGCCACCCAUCUCCGACGAUCCCAAUACCCAAACGACAAAACCCACUUCAAUAGACACCAAGAGCACCGUCGUCGACCUCCCGCUGCAGCCUUCUGCUCUCUCCGCAGACGGAUCCGUCCCCUCUUCUGCUCUGCUUCCGACGAUGUCUCACUCCAACAGCUGCUCCAUCAGUUCGACCCUAAAGUUCCCAUAGAUGAGGCCGUCACUCCGCCCAGCUCAUGGUACACCGACCCUUCCUUUUUCGACCUUGAACUUCACCGCCUCUUCUACCGUGGCUGGCAGGCCGUAGGAUAUAUUCAACAGAUUAAAGAUCCUCGUGACUUUUUCACUGGCAGAUUGGGGAAUGUAGAGUUUGUGGUUUGUCGAGAUGAUAAUGGGAAGAUUCAUGCUUUUCAUAAUGUCUGUCGCCAUCACGCCUCUCUGCUUGCAUCAGGAAGUGGGCAGAAGUCGUGCUUUGUGUGCCCUUAUCAUGCAUGGACAUAUGGAUUGGAUGGACAGCUUGUUAAGGCAACUAGGAUAACAGGAAUACAGAAUUUCAAUGUAAAUGAGUUUGGGCUUAUACCAAUAACAGUAGCUACUUGGGGGCCAUUCGUUCUUCUCAACUUGGACAAAGAGAUAUUUCCUCAGGGGGAAGCUGAUAGUGAUAUAGUGGCCAAUGAAUGGCUUGGUAGCUGCUCAACUAUACUGAGUACCAAUGGAGUUGAUUCUUCACUAAGUUAUGUCUGUAGACGUGAAUACACUAUUGAAUGUAACUGGAAGGUGUUUUGUGACAACUAUUUAGAUGGUGGAUAUCAUGUACCAUAUGCACAUAAAGGCCUAGCAUUUGGUCUUCAGCUUCAAUCCUACUCGACCACGACUUUUGAAAAGGUUAGCAUCCAAAGUUGUGAAGGUGGCUCGAUGGAGAGGAAAGAUGAUUACGACAGACUCGGAUCAAAGGUUCUAUAUGCUUUCGUUUAUCCAAACUUCAUGAUCAAUAGGUAUGGACCUUGGAUGGACACCAAUCUGGUUCUCCCACUAGGACCCAGGAAAUGUCUAGUGGUAUUCGACUACUUUAUUGAAGCUUCUCUUAAGGAUGACAAAGAUUUUAUAGAGAGCAGUUUAGAAGACAGUGAAAGAGUGCAGCUGGAGGAUAUUGUGCUAUGCGAAGGUGUUCAAAAGGGCCUUGAAUCACCUGCAUAUUCUACUGGCAGAUAUGCUCCUACUGUUGAGAAGGCCAUGCACCAUUUCCAUUGUCUGCUUCAUCAAAACCUAUCAAAUGAUUGUGUUGUGGAAUAACGUUACCACACAAACAUCCCACAAACUAUUGGAUUUUUAUUUUAUUUAUUUUAUUUUUAUUU